AUGUUUGAGACCCAUCUCUCCGGUUGGUGUUUCAAUGCAAAUGAGGCAAACCCAACGGCGGCAGUGCCUCGGAUGAUGUCAAUCCCGCAUAAUUGUCCAGCUCAACUCCGUCCGAUUUUCGAACCCCAGCUUACUCCCUUCAAUCGUUCAAAACACUGCUGUCCAAAAAGCAGGGGAAAAGCUAUAAUGUCUACCGCACGAUUAGUCCACCGCUUGACGCGGCCAGCAACCUCUCAGGUAUCGAUCACAGCGAGAAUCACCGCUCGCUCAUUCGGCAGCUCGGCAAUCCGCCCGCAAGACAGAAAGAUUGUCAACGAGAGCGAUCGAGCUCCCUCGACAGCUCCAAAGCACCGCGCUCACCAGACCAACAGGCCCCCGAACCCGGCUGUGCCGAAUACGACGUCUACUAUGACCGAUGACUUCCCCAGUGUCGGGAAGAAGACUCCUCCGCCGGAGCUUCUAAGCGCGGUUGACCCAAACUUCAAGCCCGUAGAUACUUACCCCGGAAAGAUUGAGCACUUCACGGGGGGAAGACAGCAGCCUGGAGCGCAGAAGCCGGAGCUUGGGGUUGGUGAGAUGGAGGGCAUUACGUUCAAGGUUGAGCCGCUUCGCAGGACGGGUGAGGAUGCGUCGACGAUGAGGGCACGGUUGCUAUACCAGAGCCGGAAGCGAGGAAUCCUCGAGUCUGACCUUUUGCUCUCUACAUUUGCCGAUGUCUAUCUGGCCGACAUGAGCAAGGAGCAGCUGCAAGAGUACGACCGUUUCCUCGACGAGAACGACUGGGACAUCUACUACUGGGCGACCCAAGAUCCCCCGACCGAGGAUCAGGCCCCGUCCGAAGUGUCAAAGGAUACCCCGACAGACACAUGGCAGCGGACGGGAGCCAAGAGCGGCGAGUGGGCGCAGACCGUUGGAGCGUUCAAGGCUGCAUACCGGCCGGUUCCGUCGCGAUGGGCGGAUUCGGACGUCCUGAAGCUGCUGAGACAGCAUGUCCGGGACAACAGUGCUACUGGCUUCCAUGCUGCGAAGAACAAGAAGAACGGCGGCGGAGGCUUAAACAGAAUGCCUAACAUCCAGACGUUUAGCUCUUAG
Messenger RNA from Aspergillus calidoustus, 1092 nucleotides. Lineage: Eukaryota; Fungi; Ascomycota; Eurotiomycetes; Eurotiales; Aspergillaceae. The record is from the annotation of a GenBank genome assembly.